GGGCCUCCGUAGGAUUCGAACUCGCGUCGUGAUAAAAAUAAAUUGAAAGACUAACCCAUUAGCCCACUCGGCUAUAGUAACCUUUUGUAUAGUAACCUUUUGUAAAAGGGGUGAAUAUUAGAUAUAUAAAAUUGUAACGGCCGUGACUCACGACCGUGUAUUAUAGGCACGAGCGUGGGUUAUUGGAAAAUAAUACAUGGUUUUAAACCAAUCAAAACUGGCAUUGCAUAGCAAACAUGGUAGAAUUCCAAAUCGAUCACAGUCCUUCUGAAAUAAGAAUUUCAAUAUGGCGACCAAGGCAGUACAACUACUGACGGUCCUCACUGAAAUUAUUGAAGAGGAGGAAGAAGAAGAUAUGGAUGACGAAAGCAGCAUGUAGGUAUGUAUAGCCCCCCCAGGGAUGUUUAGCCCCCAGGGAUGUUUAGCCCCCAGAAUGUAUAACCCCUUGUAUUGUUCUGAUGUGUAUAAAAGUUGGAACCUUCCAUCAUAUCGCCAUAUUUUCUCAGAAGAGAAGGAUCACAACACAGCAAUGUCAACUAGAGUGGUACGCUCAGAAAGCAUGGAAACAAGAUAUGAUAGAGACGAAUGUAAUCGGUUGAUGAUUGAUGAGGAGGGGAAAAAACAAGACCCUGUUGCCGCCUUUGAUCUUGACGAAACUCUGAUUGACACAAGGCGUCCUAAUGGGGAUUAUUGCAAACUGGACAUAGGCAAUGACUGUUUCGUUGUUGCCAAUGAGUUUCGAGGCAGAACGCUGAUUCAUAUCAGACUAUACGAUACAAGUGAAAAGGGUACCUUGUAUCCUACUAAAAAAGGCGUUGCACUCAGCCCUCAACAGUGGAAAAAAUUACAAAUUUGGUACGCUGAAGAUGUAGAUCAGGCCCUUGUGAAAUACCGUGAAGGCAACGGGGUGGAUCUCAAGAUUCAUCUAGGUGGGAACAAUUAUGUAUCACUAUCGACUGGGUUUGCUCAAGUGCAUAUCCGGCGUUGGUUCAUGCCGGACGCCAAAACAAGGGAGUUGAAACCUACACGUGCAGGUGUUGCUCUGUCCUUUGAGCAGUGGGAGAAACUGAAAGAUUGUAUGACCAUUAUGAAUGAAUAUAUCGGAGACAUUCUAGACAACGUUGAGUUCUGUGAAAUGGGCAGUGACCACCAAAAUCAAGAGGGCGCACUUCAAUGCUUUGAAUGCAAUCCAAAUAGGAUAGACGUAUGUGACUGAAAUUCAAUAUUUUCUGAUAUUGUUAUCAUCAAUGUAUAUAUACUUGUUUUUUCAAUCAUUGUAACACCUCAUUGAAGUUAC
Messenger RNA from Pecten maximus, 1297 nucleotides. RefSeq lists its product as uncharacterized. Bases 401 to 1216 code for a protein of 271 amino acids. The record is from RefSeq and is a predicted model, not a curated record. Gene Ontology annotation, biological process: positive regulation of transcription initiation by RNA polymerase II. Lineage: Eukaryota; Metazoa; Mollusca; Bivalvia; Pectinida; Pectinidae. Gene Ontology annotation, molecular function: DNA binding; transcription coactivator activity. The transcript has a single exon.